CAUAGCCUCUUCACACAAAAAUUAUCAACCACUUAAGCUAACUCAUCAACCCUAGUUUUUCAUUAGUUGUGAACUUUUUAUAUUGAUCCUUGGCAUUGGCAAUGGCUUCUGCUAUGACUACGAGGGUUUUGGCUCUUGUUGCUUUGGUUGUUGCAAUCAAUGGCAUAGUGUGUGAAAGUAGAGUGGCAAGAAAGGACCUGGGGUUGGACCUUGGUGGGUUGGGAAUUGGGGUGGGUGCUGGGGUUGGAAUUGGCCUCGGUGGUGGUGGUGGUUCUGGUGCAGGUGCAGGCUCGGGCUCUGGCUCUGGUUCUGGUUCUGGCUCCGGCUCUUCAUCUUAUUCAAGUUCUGGUUCUUCUUCUUCUUCAUCAGGAUCAGGGUCCGGAGCAGGUUCCGAAGCUGGUUCCUAUGCAGGGUCCCGUGCUGGGUCAGGGUCCUCCAGAGCGGGGUCUGAAGCAGGUUCAUACGCAGGGUCUCGUGCAGGUUCAGGAUCUUACGGUGGUAACGGAAAGUAAAGUGAUGCUGAUGCAUGAGAGUUAAGUAUAUGAGAUGGUGAAAGGAACAUGUUAGUGUCAAAAAAAUAAGCUUAUGUCUCCUUUGCAUGUGUCUGUCUUUUCUUUUUCUUUUUUGUCUGUUGUUACUGCUAUGUUCAAUAUAUACGUGUCAUAUUGAAGUAACAGACCUGUUACUUAUUAAGUAUGGCUAAAAUUUGUAGUGCUUGUCCAAUCAUCAUUAGUGUGAACUUAAUAUUUUACUUUAUAAUAAAAUAGUUUUUAGAUUAA
Molecule: messenger RNA, 779 nt
Organism: Vigna unguiculata (cowpea)
Lineage: Eukaryota; Viridiplantae; Streptophyta; Magnoliopsida; Fabales; Fabaceae
Product: glycine-rich protein
Source: RefSeq, a predicted model, not a curated record